AAAAAAAUUCUUAAAUGCGUCCCGUGCCUGCCUAUCUUGAUCCGUCACAUAAAACCACGAAAUUGAUGCUCGCGGAUACUUGAUCAUUUUUAUUGUUUUUUUUUUCAUUUUCUCUUUUUACGGGGGCACAGAAGCAAGGACUUGCGCAGGGAAUGCAAAGCACUAUUUGAACUGUGACUGUGUUUCGUCUCGUCUCUCCUUGGGCCUUCGGCACCAAAAAAAGAAACACAGUGUGGUAUUUUCCCUACACUCAAAUAAACAAGCAAAAAAGAGCCCGCCUGGCUUUCACCAUGGCUGGCAAUAUGCCAAUGGACCCUGGCUCGUUCCAGAACGUGAUCCAGGAUCUCGCAAACAAGGCGUGCUUGGAGGCAGCAGAGGAGAACAGGCAAGCGGCGGCGAAAUCAGGCGGCAAUGGUACCACUACGGCAGAUGGAAUGGCCCCGGAGCUGCCCCCGGAUAUGGCCAAGGCCCGCAGCAUGACGACCAAGGAGAUUCUCGACGACCUCAACAAGUCGCCGCUGUUCAUGACGGAUCUGGAGGAGAACGACGACCUCGCGGCGCUGCAAGCGCUGGCCUACGAGGGAACACCUCUCGAGAACGCGUCGGACUUCAAGGAGCGCGGCAACGAGUGUUUCGUCGAGAAGCGCUGGGCCGACGCCAGGGAGUUCUACACCAAGGGAAUCAACAUCCUUGCCGCGGAGAUUAGGCGGCGCGCGAGGGGCGAGCUGCCCGGGGAAGACAGCGAGCGGAAGAAGCGCGAGGCCGAGCAGGCUGCUGCGGAGCGAGAAAAUGGACUGAACGAGGCCGAAUCCACCGCUCCCACUACUAGCGGCGCCUUAUCGUCGGACGAUCCCGAGGAGAUCAAGAAGGAGGCGGCGGUCCUGGAGACGCUGUACGCCAACCGCGCGGCCUGCCAGCUAUCGAUGCAAAACUACCGCUCCUGCACCCUCGACUGCGCGCAGACCCUGACCCUCAACCCGCGAAACGUCAAGGCCUUCUACCGCAGCGCCAAGGCCCUGAGCGCGAUGGGCAAGAUGCCCGAGGCCGAGGACGCGGCCAAGCGCGGCCUGGCCGUCGAUCCUGACAAUGCUGCGCUCAAAACCGUGGCGGCCGAGAUCGUCGAGAGGCAGGCGAAGCUCAGCGCCAAGCAAAAGGCCGAGGCCGACAGACAGGUGCGCGAGAGGCGGCGACAGCUGCUGGUCAAGGCGGCGAUCCGGCAGCGCGGUGUGCGGAUGCGAACGACGCCCAAGCCGCCCGAGAUGGAGGACGCCAGGGUGCAGCUAGUGCCGGACCCGGACGACGCCAACAGCGAACUCGCCUUCCCCGCAAUCAUUCUGUAUCCGGUGGACGCCCAGUCCGACUUCAUCAAGGCCUUUGGCGAGAACGACUGCAUGAACAGCCACCUCUCGUACCUGCUGCCGUUGCCCUGGGACCGCGACGCCGGCUACACCCAGACCGGCGUCGAGUGCUACGUCGCCACCGAAAAGGGCACCCUGGUCAAGCUAGGCAAGAAGGUGCCGCUGAUCAAGGUCCUAUCCAUGCCGAGCGUCGUGGUCGAGGACGAGCUGGUGAGGAUCUUUGUGCUGCCCAAGAGCAAGGCCGCCAAAUGGGUCAAGGACUUUACCGCCGCUGCAAAGGAGCGGGCUACUUCUUGAGAUUGAUGUCUUGGAGCACUUGAUGAGGAUUUCUUUCUUUUUUUUUCUCUUUUCUUCUUGUUAUCUUUUUUUUAUACUCAAAUCGAGGCUUCCUCGAUCUUUGUUACGGCAUUUUGGCGAGUCGUUAUUACUAGUCAAUAGGAGGCCCUUUGUAUAAAGAGCAGAGGCGGCUGUCUGAAAAAAAGGAUGAAUGACAGGAACAAAUUCAAGCAGAAGUCGGGCAGCUGACACUUGGAGACUCUGCUCAGGAGGAGAUUAUGGGGAAAGCAACUACUUUUUUGCCAUGAAUUCUACCCUCCUCGGAUACACAAUUGUUCUCUUAAGCACACGCAGAAAAGCAGACUACACAGGCUGCGGAUGGGGGUGGUUUUAUGGAAUGCAAGUACUGCCGAAAAAAAGCCAUGGUUCGCCCUCACAAGAAAGCCCAACAGACGAAAAGCUUUGUUUGGUAUAGAAGACACACCAUGAAGACCCAAAACGCCAUGAUCCAACACAAGCAACAAACCAGUCCCACUAAAAAGCGCCUAAACCACUCCACCAUAGUGAGAUUGAGCAAAUAUUAAAAGCAUAUCAGGGAGCAGACGGGAAAACGAGAAGAAAUGAAAUAAUUAAAGAAUGGCUCAUAGCAAUCAUCAUGUCGACAGCGCCCUCUUCCUACUCCGAGUCUGAACCCCCGUGGGCGCUCUGGGUGGCACAGUGGCAGCACUAGACGGCUGAGACGGUGCAUCCCACAGAUUCUUGCCCCUGACCGCCAUAUCUUCACGAGAAGCCAAGGUGAUGAGUGCUUGAAUUGCAUCAUUCCUGAGAGCGCGCGCGUCCGCGGCUGAACCUGGUGUAGCAGACCGAGACUGACGCUGAGGAAGAUGAUGCAGAUGCCACCGCUCCUGCUUUUGUUCUGUUUUGCUCCUGUCUUGGGAAUGACCGUCUGGGCCUGAAGCCUUGGUUGUGAGCCUGGGACUGAGGCUGUCCACCCCACAGGUCCGUGUCGAGACUCCACUGCCCGCGUCGCUCUCGCCGCCACUGUAACCACUGCGAUCGUCUCUUACGGUAUCCGACAAGGUGCUCGUCGCAACAGCAUGGCGGAACGGGACGAAAGGACCGACUAUGGGCGGCAGGCGGUUCAGCAUUCCCUCAUCCGGCGGGCUCGGGGUCGGUGGAGCAGUGUGGUACUGGUGGUCUCGAUACAGCUCAUGCUGGUAGCGGGGAGUCACCAGUGGAGGAGGCAGAAUCCGCGACAGCGAGCUGACCAGUGAGCUGUUUAUAUCCCGCCUAUGGCCGCUGUCACGGCUGGCAGUGUAGCGGUGACGACAACCGUGUUCGUGCAUAUGAGAUGGGUCUCUAGUCUGCUCCUGUCGAGCGUUGGCUGCAAUGUACUCGGCCCUCCAGCCAGAGUGUCCUGAAAGUGACGGGGUCGCCGCUAAAACGACUGGAGGAAGCCGUGGAGGUGAGGGGAAGCGCCUCGGCCGGUAGUCUGGCACGGAGAUCUGCUCUGGGGAGUUGGGAUAGCUCUCCGUCUUAGUGGAGGGACUGCUGUACAUUAUGCCAUCCCGCAGACGCCGCGCCGCACCACGCGCCAGGUGGACUCGCCGCUCGUGAAGAGUCGAGGAUGUAGGAGAUGUGGAGUAGCGCAUAGGCGGCCCUGGACCACGGCGACGGAGGGGACCUUGUUGUUGAGCUUGCGCUUGCAUCGACCGUCCAUACAUCGACUCGGCCUCGCGGGUUGCAUGAGCUACGAGCUCGCGAUCGAUAACCAUGCGUCCAAAGUUGGGCGAUUCUGGGGGAAUGCAUUCGGCUGGGAACUGAGGACCGAAAAUGGGGAUCAGGGCGCCGGCAAUCGGGUGACAGAACGUAGCACAAACGGCUCUAGCGCAAGCGAAUGGCAUCCAGUAUCCUAAAGAGGCCGGAGCUUUCUAUUAGUACUGGACGGUACCUUGCAGCUGUCCGUGAGAUGGGCUUUGGGAUGGCAUACCCUGAGCACUGAUGGAGCCACCUGUGAUACUUAACAGCCCUAGAAGAUAUAUCGAGAGAGUCAAAGCCUGCUUGGCGCCACUAACCUUGGUGUAGCCGCGACAUUUGAAGAAAUGCGUCAUUCUAACAAGGCCGCAACCAUAGUCCCACAUAACUGUGUACUCUUCGUUGGUGUCCGGAAUGGUAUAUGUGUAUUGGAACACUGAGACAGAUGCGUGGUGCCAAUGGGCUCAAAGGUCAACAUUUGAGAACUCCGGACUAAUCAUCAAAACAAAGACUACCAGACUGGGGUCCAGGACAUACCCUCAAAGCUCUCUCUACCAGUCUUGGCAAAGAAGUCUUUCUUGCCACUGUUGUAUGGUAUGUGUCGACUGGUUUCACGGAUGCUGCCAAAUGGGCGGACCUGAAACCUGCGAACCUCACGCAGCGAGGGCUCGUCGAGGUCUUCAAAGGGAGCGUAGUUUACCGAGAAUCCCCUGCCCCUGUGUUCCAUCUUUAGGAGUGGAGCAGCUCCAGUUGAUGAUCGUGGAGGUGUUGGCAUGGAAAGGAGGCCGUAGUCAGGAGAGACUGGCGAUGGAAGCUCGUCCGUGUAGGUUGAUGAGGGCGUUGGUGGCAUGAUAGUGUGCCGGGGGCGACCUGCGUGAGGUACGACCGACAGCGGAUUGAGAAGGGACUUCAUGGGGAGCAUGGCUGGAGCGAGAACCAGUGAUAAAGAGGCCUCGCUAUGGUCACUCUUAUUCGAGCAAGGCGAGUUUAUCCUCGCUCUGAUAGUAGAAUAAAGAUGUGGCUGGGAAUGAUACCGGCUAUCAGAUGGCUUGGUCGAGGAAAUGUCGAUGUCGAGCGAGGAGAGGCGACAAAAAUACCAGUCGAGAAAAAGGAGGGAGAGGACUGUUGCUAUUUCAAGUCGCAGAGAGUACCGUUGAUUGCCGGUCAUUUCCUGCCCCUCUCACAAGUCAGGAAACAUAUGAACAAACAGAGGACAAACUCUGAAAUGGAACCAAGCCCUUGCAGGUGUAUGUAUGUAUGUGUGUGUGUGCGUGUGUGUGUGUGUGCGUGUGGGUGGGUGGACCUUGAGUAGCCGUGGCUAACGACCUCUCGCUCAACCUUCACCGAGAUUUGGCUCUUCAAAGACACUAGCAAAGAAACCUGGCUACGGCCACUCCGGGCUUUUCAAAGGGCGGAGGAGUAGUGGUGG
Pyricularia oryzae 70-15 is the source of this 4818-nucleotide messenger RNA. RefSeq lists its product as uncharacterized. The record is from RefSeq and is a predicted model, not a curated record. The transcript is spliced from 2 exons. Gene Ontology annotation, biological process: protein folding. The coding region runs from base 291 to 1655 and encodes 454 amino acids. Gene Ontology annotation, molecular function: Hsp90 protein binding. Lineage: Eukaryota; Fungi; Ascomycota; Sordariomycetes; Magnaporthales; Pyriculariaceae.